Messenger RNA from Solanum dulcamara, 1567 nucleotides. Its product is annotated as probable purine permease 11. Gene Ontology annotation, cellular component: membrane. The coding region runs from base 95 to 1276 and encodes 393 amino acids. Lineage: Eukaryota; Viridiplantae; Streptophyta; Magnoliopsida; Solanales; Solanaceae. Gene Ontology annotation, molecular function: purine nucleoside transmembrane transporter activity. The transcript has 2 exons. The record is from RefSeq and is a predicted model, not a curated record.
CCUUAAUCUUGACUACAUAGAUAUUUUUUUUGCUUUCUUUAUAUAUUAAAGAAGAACAGGGCUUUAUUAUCACUCUUUGUACCACAACUCAUUCAUGGAGCACUCUACUCAACAAGUGGAGCUGCAAAUCCCAGAGAGCGAUCCUUGUUGUAUUAAUCAUGAAUUUUGUGGUGUAUGGCACAAAGAAUCAAGCAGGCAAAUAUCAGAAGAUGAUAAUACAAAUACAAAUCAGCAGCAGCAAAUUCCAAGAAGAUCAAGUAAACACUAUGGAUGGUGGUUUAGAAUAUUUUUAUACAUCAUUUUUCUACUUGUUGGUCAAUCUGCAGCUACACUAUUAGGAAGAUUUUACUAUGAUGAAGGUGGAAAUAGUAAAUGGAUGGCCACAUUUGUUCAAUCAGCUGGUUUCCCAAUCUUGAUUCCUCUCUUCUUUUUCUAUAAAUCUUCCAAAAAAAUCGCCUCUUCAUCGCGCGAAAAGCCAUCAAGAUCUUCCCUUUUUCUCAUCUAUGUGUUUUUUGGCCUAUUAUUAGCAGGUGACAAUUUGAUGUAUUCAUAUGGGCUAUUGUAUCUUCCUGUCUCAACUUACUCCCUCAUUUGUGCAUCACAAUUGGCCUUCAAUUGCCUUUUUUCGCUCCUGCUAAACGCGCAAAAGUUCACAGCUUUAAUACUCAACUCUGUUGUGAUUGUCACAAUCUCAGCUGCACUACUAGCAGUUCACUCAGAAUCUGACACUAGUACGAAAUUAUCAGUUGGGAAAUACGUGAUUGGAUUCGUAUGCACGGUGGCUGCAUCAGCAACUUACGCGUUAUACCUCUCUUUAUUAGAAGUAACCUUCAAAAGGGUGAUCAAAAGUGAGACAUUUGACACAAUCUUGAAAAUGCAAAUUUUUCCUUCAUUCAUAGCAAGUUGUUGUUGUGUUGUGGGGCUAUACGCGAGCGGAGAAAUAAGAAAUUUGACAACAGAGAUGAAUGGUUUUUACAAGGGCGAAAUUUCGUAUUUGAUGACAUUGGUAUGGACUGCUGUGCUUUGGCAAAUUUGUUGUAUUGGUUUGUUAGGAUUGAUCUUUGAGGUGUCUUCUCUGUUUUCAAAUGUGAUGAGUACUUUGGGUUUGCCUACUGUGCCAGUAUUUGCUGUGAUUUUCUAUCAUGAUAAAAUGGACGGUGAAAAAGUCAUUGCAUUGUUGCUUGCUCUUUGGGGAUUUCUUUCUUAUGUGUAUCAGAAUUAUCUUGAUGAUUCCAAAGCCAAAUCUUCUAAAUCUGAAGCCACUAUUACUCAUUGAGAAUUCUAUAGAUAGCUAAAAGCAUAGAGCGGGCGUACUACACUCUCACACUCCUUCUAUCCAAGAAGCUGAAGCGGAAGGAAAAGCGUAAUUCUCUAAUGUCAUAGUUUACAUUGUAUUUGAAUUAAAUAAUGUCAGUUUUAGAAUAGUGAUAUCUAUGUAGUAUGUGAUUUUAAAAUAUGAUAUUUUUUUUAAUUAUUUGACUCUCAUAACUGUGAAAAUAGAGUAUGCACUCUUGUGUGAUGAAUUCAAGAAAGCAAAAUUUAUAUUCUAAGGAUGCAUUUUACAAUA